AUGCUGGGAAUUCUAUCCCUCAGUACAACAGCUUUGAGAAAUGUAUUACCUAAACCUGAACGCCAACCAGCACCAUGUUUUAUGGAAAGUACACUCCACAUGCCUCAACUUCUGGACAGUGUCUAUUUCAAGACGGCCGACCAAUCGCCUGCGGAUACCUUACGUGCAAAAAUAUCGUCAACUGCUAGCCAAGCUUUGUUACGACGCAAGAACCAUUUCGCCCUAAAAAGCGCUAACCCGACUCGACGUUUGUACUUACUUGAGUCGCCUGAGGGUACCAAAUGCAGCGGGUUGAAUAGGGUGGUCCACAAUGCAAUCGCACCGAGAUCACCAAAUGACAUAGUCCACUAUACUUUCGUUUACUCCUCGCCCAAUGCUGCAAACAACACCCCACCUUUUGCUAUGAAACGUAUGAUGUACGACAAGCAACCCAACAAACAGCUGGCAUAA
Messenger RNA from Dicrocoelium dendriticum, 450 nucleotides. Lineage: Eukaryota; Metazoa; Platyhelminthes; Trematoda; Plagiorchiida; Dicrocoeliidae. The record is from the annotation of a GenBank genome assembly.